This is a messenger RNA of Cavenderia fasciculata, 3756 nucleotides long. RefSeq lists its product as uncharacterized. NCBI's taxonomy places the organism in Eukaryota, Evosea, Eumycetozoa, Acytosteliales, Cavenderiaceae. Bases 1 to 3756 code for a protein of 1251 amino acids. The transcript has 2 exons. The record is from RefSeq and is a predicted model, not a curated record.
AUGGUAUUUCUAAUAUCAAGAGGUCAGAGUGACUCUGAAUUCAAUUUGUUUGGAAAUAAUUAUAUCCGUGCUGGUGGUGUCAACAUUACAUCAGGAAUCAAUCUAUGGAUGUACGAGCCAGAAAACCUAUUCUACCGAGAGAGUGCGUUUCCAUUCUCCUACUCCAACUAUUCAACCCAAGAUUCGGAGCAGAUGGAUUUGUUUGUCGCCAAGAUAGCAUCGCUUUAUCCAGGAACUAGAGUAGCCAUCCUGUCAUACACUGGCCUACCCAAUCCCGUGCCAGACAAUGUGGCUCGUGCCUUUAAUUUACUAGGAUCUAUCAGCAUCGAUAGAGUGGGGACCAAUCCAAACUUUUGUAUGAUUGGUGUCAAGGGUGGUAGUUCGGCCGAGUCGUUUGGAAACAAUGCGACCACACCAAACAAAAUCAAAGCUGAAAUACCAUACGAUACAUUCAAACUCGCAUCAACCAAUACAGUAGCAAGCUCUCUAAAGAUUGAAUACGACACUGGUGGCAAGCCAACCAUCCACAAUACCAACACUCUUCUCGACAACUAUCAAUUGAAAGCACUCAACCUGUUUGUCUUUACCGAUUCCAAUCCAACUCUACAAACAUUCGACUAUGCCAAUUCAGAUGACAAGUCAAAAGUCCAAUAUAUUCUAGAGGGUCUACCAUAUGGCACCAAGUUUGCACUCUUUACCAACGGGUUCAACCGGUUCGAAUUCAACGAUGAUACUGUCAACUUUUUAAGAAACCAUUGUGGUAGUGUGGCCAUUGACGUCUUUGUAAAUGACUCGACCCUUUUCAUUUGGUACAUGGUAUCCAAAGUUGGUGCCACUCGAUCGUUUACCGAAGAUGUGGCAUCUGGUGAAUGCAACUUCUUGUACACUCGAACCGAAGAUACCUCUCUCAGAACACAAGAACAAAUCAACGAACCUAUUGAGACUGAUAUUUCAGUUUACUCAAAUACCUACAACGGGGUGUGUGACAUUUCCGUCAAUGGUUUGACCUCUAUCCAAUUCAAUGGAUUUGCAAUGUGUGCAAUCAAUGAAGUCACUGGCCAAAUUUAUUACACUCGAAACUAUGACAUCUCUGUUUGUGAUCCCACUCAGAGUGCCAAUAUGAUUCAAGAUAUCCUCGAUCUUUCAGUUGGAACCGUCGUUGCAAUUGGACUGGCAGAACCAAGCGUUGCCUUUCAAUAUGGAUUCACAGAUCAAUUACAAUUUGCCCUCGAAUCUGUUGGUGCCUCACGUGCCAACGAGAUAACUCAAUCCCUCAACUACACUCUCAUCGGCAGAAAGGGAUCAAGACCAGGAUCGGCCUACGAAAAUUUAGGUCAAUCUCCAUCACGACUCUAUUCAAGUUUUAUACCAAGACAAGUCAAACCAUUUAUUGAAAUUGAAGCCAUUUCAGAAGCUUUUUAUUCAUACCAAACUGAAACUGAUUAUGGAUACUCUAGUUUUAAAAUCAAUGGUACUUAUGUCACUGGAUACCAAGGAAAUAAUUUGAUUGGUCUCAAUGUGAUGAUAGUCAACCCUACAACUGGAAUUGUUCAAGAGUUGUUAAACUAUGACACCCAAAAGAACAGCAGUUCUGCUCAAGCUUUUGCCGAUAAAUUGGCAACAUUGGAAGUUGGUACCAUUGUCGCCAUUUCUGUCGUUGGAGGUGCCUCUAAAAAAAUCGAUUUUGCCCUUUCAGCUAUUACCGAUUACCUUGGAAGCAAACUGAUUGUUGAUUUUGCAUUCCCAGAAUCUCUUUGCAUCAUUGCUACUGUCAACAAUAAAAUAUUGACACCUGCCAACCAAAAAGUACUCAGUGAGUGCAAGUCGAUUGGAAAAACAUCUUGCUCCACAAGGUUCCCCCUCAAAUCAUUGUUUAGCAACCAGGUAUUGGGUGUAAACAUGUGUGCCAGAUCAAAGGGCAGAGCAAAUGGAAGUUGCCAAAUAAUGGUAAAUGGAGAGGUGCAAGCACUUGGGGAUGCACAAGGACUCAAUGUUGUCUUUGUCGACAACAAAACAUUGGUCAAAACCAUCAAACUUUACUACACCAUUGCAAGUUGGGAGACUUUCCUUUUGGAUGUUCAAACCCUUGAGGAUGGAGUCUUUGUGUUGGUAGCCAUCAACAAAAGCAUGCCAUCCAGUGGACCAUCAAACAUAUCGGCUGCAAAGAGAAUGGUAUUCUCUCUUAUUGGUGCGUGCAAGUUUCUCUUAGUUCCAGACGAUGGAUCGUAUUCAGUCAUUGGAAUCAAAGCAUCUUCACCUGGGUCUGCUAUUGAACAAUAUUGUUCAAAUGGUGAUAAUCAAAUUUGUGUUGCAUCAUGGGAACCAAUUUCUACUACUACAACAACAACUUCUUCAUCAGAUGUUGAUUCAACUCUAUCAAUAUCAAACUACACCUAUGGGCAGUCACAAGCCAAUCAAACAAUUUAUUCAGUUCCAUUGUUUGACAACUACUAUGAUAUGUGUUCACCAGUCGCCCAGUUGAACAAACAAUUCGCAAUUGGAAACAUUUAUUCAAAUGAACCAGCGACCAACUGGGAAAAUCCAAGACUUCCAACAAGUGGCAGACGGGUAAAGGCACUAUUAAUUGGACUCGAGUACAAAAAGGGAACUGGCACACCACUGCCCAACUCGACCAACGAUAUCAAUGAGCAUGCUGCCGCUCUUGUCAAUUGGGGAUAUGUCCAAAAGGAGAACAUUCAUAUCCUAACAGAGAACCUUACCCAAGUCCAAGUCACACCUACUACCCCCGGCUCGACAAAAACCACUGUUUGUGGACCAACCAAAAAUUGUAUCCUAGAUGAAAUUAACGAUUGGUUGGUUCCCAAUUUUAUUCAAGGAGACACGUUCUAUGUUGCCAUUGUUGGAAGAGGUUUCAAAAAGUCUGCCUUUGGUGGAAACGAUAUCAAUUCAGGUCUUGUAGUCCUUGACGAAACAUUGACCUAUUCCGAUUACUCGCUCACCUGGGAGAGUCUCCUCGCGCCAUUUGCCGGUAUACCAGCUGGAGUCAAUGUUACUUUUGUGCUCGACUGUGACAACACCCUAGGUUUUUUGCCUUAUCUAGCCGUCCAAACAAUCUACCAGGAUUCUGUUGUUCUUUUUUCUUCAAAGGAAGGACUUGCUGCUCCACUUGCAGCAAACACCAUUGGUUUCCUUCCAUUCAUCACCAAGAUUCUGACAUCGUCCGAUCGUACAGAUCUGCCAGUGACCUACCAAUCGUUGAUUACUCAAAUAAAUACAAGCGACCAAUACAAAUCGGAUGCAUCCUUGUCGGUCUAUGGAAAUUCAGUUGGAGACUAUCCAUUCCUCUCCUCUGGAGAUACGUCAAAGAUUACCAUCUACGAGUAUACAAUGUCUGUUCCAGGUACCAACAAAUUGAGUUAUUUCUACUCAAGAUUCACUAACUUAGUCGGUAUGACAUUGGUUGGAGCUGUUUGGAAAGCAUUUGCACCAGAUGAUUCACAAGGAUCUCCCGUAUACCAAUACUCGAUUCUUACUCGUCCCGUCAUCAAUGAUGUUGAAACAUACAACUAUGACUAUUCUCUCGACAAUACUCACGAGGUUGAUCCAGUCACCCAAUACCUCGAAUGGUAUCCAAUGGGUUCAGUUUGGAGAGCAUCUUCUGUUGGUGGAGAAGAUCUCAUACCUGUCUAUCGUUGUUACUUUGAUGGGGUAACCAGAAGAUACAGAUACUCAAAGACAGAUGUUGUUGCUGAUUGGAACAUCGAAGGUGUUGCAUUCUAUGUUUAUAAUCUUUAA